GACACUAUUGGAAAGUCAAACUCUCGAGUACAAAUCAGUGGAUAUUCUCUGCAGUUUAUCAACACUGUUGAUGUUUACAUUAUUGGAAUAAAACUGAUUGAUGUAGGUAUAUCUCUCAAAGGCACAGAAAAUGUCACUCUUCAUCAGGUGGUUGUUGAUGGCCCCAGAACUGCAGUUAGUUUGCUUAACACCAUAGAUACCAACAUAUCUUGCUGCAUCUUGAAGAAUACCGGCUGGACAGCGUUGACUCUGCGAAACACACAUAAUACCAGCAUAUGUAACACCACUGUGAAUAACACCGGAUGGAAUGGAUUUGACUUCUUCAACACAUCAAAAACUGGAAUAUUGUAUACCUUGGGCAUCAAUAGCACUCGGUGGAAUGGAAUUGAACUACGACAGACAAAUUCUACAUUCAUAUCAUGUUCUAUUGUAAACAGCACAGGUUGGAACGGAAUUGAAAUACGACAGGCAAACUUUACGGUGACAUCUUGUUCAACUGUUAACAGCACAGGAUGGAAUGGAAUCGAG
Geodia barretti is the source of this 528-nucleotide messenger RNA. Lineage: Eukaryota; Metazoa; Porifera; Demospongiae; Tetractinellida; Geodiidae. The record is from the annotation of a GenBank genome assembly.